AUGGAGAAAGAUCUGCAGAGCUCCAGUAAAACAGCUUCUGAACAGGAGGACAACGGCACCAGUCUGCUUCACCGGCGGCUGGCACACAGGAGGCAGACACGGACAGACAAUGACAUGAAGUUUCUGUUACACAGACUCAUUGUGGCUGGUCAUCUCCCCAGCGGUCUCACAGACAGAAGGACUGUGGGAGUUCAUUAUGAGAAGCUGAAUCAGAGUUUACAGAGGAGCCGUCCGGGUGAAGACAUCACCGGUCUCCUGCUGCUGUAUCCUGAACACGCUCUACAUGUCAUUGAGUGUUCAACUGAAACUCUUCUGUCAGUCCUGCAAGACCUGCGACACAUGCAGGAAAACCUGCACAGUGGCCUGAUCCUGGAGCCCAGAGUUCUGCUCGUGUCCCAUGACCUUCCCAGCAGACUCUUCCAACAGUGGAACUACAAGCUGUUGAGUGAGUCUGACAGCAGCCGUUCGGUCGGUUCGGAGGACCAGAGCUCGGAAAAACUAGUGAGCGAAACUCUACAUCAGCUUCUGAGUCUCGGCUGUCACCUGCUCAACAUAAGAGAACAGAUCAUGGGAUCUAAGGAGAUUCCAGAGGAACUGUUGAAGGACGCAUCAGAGCUCAUUCCACCACAAGCUGCUGUGUCUCGUCUCGUCCAGAUGGAGUCGCUGUUGAGUCCAAUGCACUACCUGAGCACAUACUACUCACCUCUACAUCAACUGCUGGACUCCGAAUCAGUAUGGCCUGCGGUGGAACAUCUUCAGAUCAUUUGAACAACUCUAUAUUAAUAAGUGUAUACAUUUUCAUUGUUGAAUGUGUCAAUGAUUUUCCCAUUCAUUGAUCGUGAGUUUUCAAGUGUAUUUUUUGUGAAUAAAAUACAUGCACACACGUAAGUAAUCAAAAAUGAUUUUUAAUUGAGAUCACAUUCUGAUGAAGGAUGUAGGAUUCCAUCUCAAAUGAUUCCAGUUUUCCAUUUCAAACACAUUUUAAAACACACACACACACACACACACACACACCGGGCCUCUUCAUUAAAAAACAACAAAAUGUUAAAAAUCA
Messenger RNA from Myxocyprinus asiaticus (Chinese sucker), 1054 nucleotides. Its product is annotated as testis-expressed protein 47. The transcript is spliced from 7 exons. Gene Ontology annotation, molecular function: FAD binding; blue light photoreceptor activity. The record is from RefSeq and is a predicted model, not a curated record. Bases 1 to 768 code for a protein of 255 amino acids. Lineage: Eukaryota; Metazoa; Chordata; Actinopteri; Cypriniformes; Catostomidae.